This is a messenger RNA of Anthonomus grandis grandis, 1891 nucleotides long. RefSeq lists its product as uncharacterized. The record is from RefSeq and is a predicted model, not a curated record. Lineage: Eukaryota; Metazoa; Arthropoda; Insecta; Coleoptera; Curculionidae. The transcript is spliced from 2 exons. Bases 1290 to 1700 code for a protein of 136 amino acids.
AAUGCCCAAUCAGUAUACUCGCAAACGAAAUGUGCCCGAAAGGGGUUCUUGGUCUGCAGAGGACUUAUGUUCUGCCAUUAUUGCAGUAGUGUUUGGCGAAAUGGGUGUUAACGAAGCAGCAAAAGCAUUCCACAUUCCAAAAACUAUUUUUAAACGCAGACUUGCAGCUAGUAAUAUAAAUAAAACCAAUUGUUUAGGCCCUGGCAGCUUGCUUGGGAGAAAAGCAGAGGCCAAGCUCGCUACCCACAUCCAAAAAUUACAGAAAAGAAGCUUUGCACCGACUAGACAGGAAGUACGCAUAAUGGCCCAUAAUUUGGCUGAACGUCUUGGAUUCAACAUAAAUUUAAUCGGGAAGAUGGUAAAGCUGGUAACGUAUAGCUGCUUCAAUUUUUAAGACGGAAUUAGCGCGAGCUUUGGGAAUGUCUAAAAAUGUUGUAGACAACUAUUUUAAAGAACUCGAUGCUGUACUUUCUGAGAAUGGUUUGUUUGGCAGGCCUGGCAACAUUUACAUAAUACGGACGAGACAGGUCUACAAUUGAACACGCGAGCUGGGCAGGUGCUGGCUAAGAAAGGAUCGAAAAGUAUACCUUCAAUUAGCCCAGGUAAAAAGGGUGAAACGAUUACAGUAGUUGCCUGCUGUGAUGCAGAAGGAGUUUAUUUGCCUCCUUACUGCAUGGUUCAAUGCCACCCGGCUUACGUGUAUGCAUGUCAGAAAAGUCAGCGUACGUGACAUCAGAAAUUUUUCUGGAUUGGCUACAGAAUCAUUUCUACCCUAGAAAAGCACCUGGAAAGGUUUUGCUAAUAGUAGAUGGACACACUUUCCACACGACUAAUCUUGACACGUUGCAAUUCGCUGAGGAUAACGACAUUAUUAUAUUUUGUUUGCCGAGUCAUACUACGCAUUACUUGCAGCCGCUUGAUCGGGCCUUCUUCAAGAGCCUUAAGGGGCAUUAUUACGAUUCGUGCAGAAGGAUGAUCAAAUGCAGCCCCACUAGGAAGUAAAUCGAUUACAAUUCGGCAAACUUUUAGGGAAAGCCUAGGGCAAAUCGGCUACAGUCAGCAAUGCCGUAUCGGCCUUUCGGGCAACAGGAAUCUGGCCUUACAAUUCGGAUGAAAUACCCGAUUACGCUUUUCUAACGGAGCCACCAAAUGAGGCUGCAUUACAUUCAAGAGACACAUUUGGGGAACAAGGUGUCCUCACAAAAGUGGCAACAGAAACUGUUUUGCAAGAAAUUUGUUCUCAAACUUUUCCUCGCGAAUGUGACUCACCUCAACCAGGCCCUUCUGGAAUGCAGCAGAAAAGUGUGGAAGAACCUAAUGAAGAAGAAUUAACACCUGGGAAACUACUUCAGGAGCUUUCUCCUGUGCCUCUUAUAACACCAACAAUGAAAAAGGCUCGUGCUAAUCUAGUAGGUAACUUAACAUCACCAAGUUACAUGGCUCGAAUUCGCGAGAAGACGCAGAGACAAACACGUCAGCUUAAAAGGCAGAAGAAAGAAGAACCUUCCAAGAAGAAAUCACCAAAAUCUACUAAAAAAGUGUUGCAAAAGAAACGGAGGCAUGAGUCUACCUCUUCAGAAUCUGAUGAAGACGUACUUUUGGAUGAUUCGUCUAGCGGGGAAGAAACCUUUGAUGACUUAGAAAAUCAGUGCGUCGGGUGUCUUGAAGAUUAUCGCCUUACAAAGAAAAAAGAGGACUAGCUACAAUGCAUUAUCUGUUCUAGAUGGCUGCACGAAGGUUGCGCAUCCUACACCAACACAUGCCAACUCUGCGGUGCCGCCCCCAUUAUGAAAAAGGGGAAGAAAAAACUAAAUUAGUGUACACAAGAUCUCUUUCAAGACUUUCUAGCAAUGAGCCAAUUUAAGUUUUCAGUUUUUUUAUGUUUUACAUU